AUGGCCGCGAGCACUUCAGCCUCUCAGACACCAUUGGAAGAUGCAAUUCGAGAAAAGGCAAGAAAAAGCCGAGUCACAAAAGAACUAUCGCCGAUUACCCUCACGAUCCGAAACGAUUCCAAGCUCCAUGCCCACCAUGCGCCCAUGCAAGGAAAUACGUCCACAGAAACUCAUUUCAGUGUAACAAUAGUCUCGUCUGCCUUCGCGUCAAAGAACCAACCUGCCCGGCACAGAAUGGUAUAUAACCUGCUAAAAGAAGAAAUGGCCCGAGAUGGUGGAAUACACGCUCUACAACUCAAGACCAGAACCCCUGAGGAGGAAGAGAGGGCAUCAAGGCAACAAGAGAGUUAG
Messenger RNA from Microsporum canis CBS 113480, 351 nucleotides. RefSeq names its product BolA domain-containing protein. NCBI's taxonomy places the organism in Eukaryota, Fungi, Ascomycota, Eurotiomycetes, Onygenales, Arthrodermataceae. The record is from RefSeq and is a predicted model, not a curated record. The transcript has 3 exons. The coding region runs from base 1 to 351 and encodes 116 amino acids.